AUGAUAUUAUCAGCCAUUCUGAAAAGAACCAAGAGAAAUAGUAAUAUGUCGACACGGUGGAUUGUAGAUCUUCCCUCUAUGUCUCCUGAUAAUCCCAGCAGUGUAAACUUGCCCUGA
Nezara viridula (southern green stink bug) is the source of this 117-nucleotide messenger RNA. The record is from the annotation of a GenBank genome assembly. Lineage: Eukaryota; Metazoa; Arthropoda; Insecta; Hemiptera; Pentatomidae.